Molecule: messenger RNA, 1818 nt
Organism: Alosa sapidissima (American shad)
Lineage: Eukaryota; Metazoa; Chordata; Actinopteri; Clupeiformes; Clupeidae
Product: putative leucine-rich repeat-containing protein DDB_G0290503
Exons: 12
Coding region: 93-1811 (572 amino acids)
Biological process (GO): spindle localization; spindle assembly; chromosome localization to nuclear envelope involved in homologous chromosome segregation
Cellular component (GO): meiotic spindle pole; nuclear outer membrane; meiotic nuclear membrane microtubule tethering complex
Molecular function (GO): dynein complex binding
Source: RefSeq, a predicted model, not a curated record
ACAUCCCAUUUCGAAAACCUUAUGGUUGCAUUGACUUUAUUGUCUGUUCAAUAGCAGAUACAUGGUAGUGUGAGCUCAGAUAAGUUGGAGCAAUGUUAAAGAGAAGCUUGUCAGACCCAUGUGGUUUAGCUGGAGUAGGCCUAGUCCGAGAGGGCUACUGGUAUACGGGCACACUCCCAAGUGGUGAGCAGAGCUUAACAACUCGUUCUGGCAGUAUUAAACCAAGAUUUUUGGUGGAGCAUGGCCAUAGUGUCCCUGGAAAGGUGGAGGACAGUCAUGAGAAAGCUGAAGAGACCACCAAGGACAAUGACACUUUGCAGUUUGCAGAGGAGGAGGAAAUCUGGAACUCCUCAGACUUGGAUCCACAAGCAAAAAGACUCAUUGUGGAUCUUCUGCAUCACAAGAAUCGGCUGAUGAAAGCCAACAAUGGACUUCAGAUGGCCCUGAACACUUGUGAGGACUCCAAAAUUGAUCUGGAAAAUGAGAACACUUCUCUUAAGAUUCAAAUAAAACGUAUGCAGAAGGCUAUCCAUGGUUCUGAGAAGCUUAGAGAGGAAAUGGAUGAGAUCCAGGCAGCACUAGAAGAGAGUAAGAAAACCAAUCACUGCCUCAAGGCAUCCAAUAACCAACUGGAGAAAGAAGCAAACACCUUAAGUCAUCAGAUUGUGGUCGUCACUGAAGAGAUGUCCGAUAUAUUGUCUAUGAGGGAGAUGGACAAGAAAAAGAUUACAACUUUGACACAACAUCUCCGUGCCUUAGAGCAACAACUGGAAGAGGCUAGAAUGCUCCUUGAUGACAAUGAUGGAGUCAUUUAUAAUAAAGAUGUGGUCAUUAACCAGCAAAAAUCAUCAAUUGAGGAGCUGACUACUAUUGGACAGCAUCUGAGAGAGAAAGUGAAGGACCUGGAGAACCAGUUAAAUUUAGCAGUGGCCCAUGGAGGGGGCAGUUUCCUGUACCCAGAUGGCUCUUUGUCUGUGGUCACCGAGAACCGCUUUUCUCUGGCCGAAGAGCUCGGGCUGAUCUCUGGAUUUCAUGAGGAAUCUUACGACGAUGUCGAGGUUGAUGAGGUCCUAAUCAGCUCAGGGGUUACUUCAUGGGAGCUGAAACUAGGGGAGGUCGAAGAGGACAGCAGCCUUCAGGAGAUGGACAUCAGCCCUGUGAAGGUUAUUAAAGUGAAUCCUGAGGAGCUGAGAGAAGUCACCAAGCCUGAGGAAGUAGUGGAGAAGGUCACCAGGAAUGAUGGAGAGAAGCAUGGCGUCCAUGUUGAUGAGGGAGAAGGAAUGAGAUUCGUGGAGACUGUUGAGCAUGAGAACAUAGUCAGUCUUGAGGAGGGGAAUGUGACUGUCCGAAUUGAGGAGGAGGAGGUUGUUCGACUUGAGCUGCAAGCAGAGUUCAGCGGGCUCGAGGAUAUCAAGCGCGAGGAGGUGAGGGAGCUCAUUAGACUCGUGGAGGAGAACGAUCUGAUGAAGAUGGAUGAUUCCAGUCUUCUGGCUGAGGAAGCCUGUCAUCAUGGGGAGGUGAAGCCUGCCUUUGGGCAUCAGGAGGACAGAGACAUCCAACUGGAGAUGAAGAUGUCCAGAUGUGAGAGUGAGAAAUUGGCCAUCGCUCAUCCUGAGAAGGUUCUUCAACACGACGGGGAGAGAGAGGAAGUGACCUGUUUUAUGGAGUUGGAAGCCAUGGCAGUGGAGGUAGAGCAGACACAGACAGAGCAGAACAGUGGCACGUGGCUGGAUGAGAAGAUCACAAGAGGAGCCCUGAUCACCGGAGCCAUUGGCCUUGGUGUUUAUCUUUUAUGGAAAAUAAAGUCCUAAACAAACA